UGCCCGGGGCAGCCUCUCUGAGAAGAUGCAUCAUCUGCCUCUCACCCUGCUACUCCUUCUCCUAUGCUGCAGAGCUGAAGCUGGGGAGAUCAUCGGGGGCACAGAGUGCAAGCCACACUCCCGCCCUUACAUGGCCCACUUGGAAAUCAUCACUCCCCAGAAUCACCUGAUGUCUUGUGGUGGUUUCCUGAUAAGACGGAACUUCGUGCUGACAGCUGCUCACUGUGCAGGAAGGUUCAUAAUGGUCACCCUCGGAGCCCAUAACAUACGAAAGAAAGAAGACACGUGGCAGAAGCUUGAGGUCAUAAAACAAUUCCCUCACCCAAAAUACAAUGACUUUACUAUUCGCCAUGACAUCAUGCUACUGAAGUUGAAGGAGAAAGCCAACCUGACCCUGGCCGUGGGGACACUCCCCCUUCCACCCCAGUUCAACUUCAUCCCACCCGGGAGAAUGUGCCGGGUGGCUGGCUGGGGAAGAAGACAAGUGAAGGGAGCAGGCUCUGACACUCUGCAAGAGGUGAAGCUGAGGCUCAUGGAUCCCCAGGCCUGUAGACACUACCUAGCUUUUGACCACAACCUCCAGCUGUGUGUUGGCAAUCCCAGGAAGACAAAAACUGCAUUUAAGGGAGAUUCAGGGGGCCCUCUUCUGUGUGCUGGGGUGGCCCAGGGUAUUGUCUCCUAUGGACAGGAGAAUGCAAAGCCCCCUUCUGUCUUCACCCGAAUCUCCCACUACCGGCCCUGGAUCAAUGAGGUCCUGAAGGAGAAUUAAGCCUGCACGGAGCCUGGGCCAGCCCAAGGGGAAAUCUGGAACCAGACCUGAGCAGGCUCUCUGUGCCACUUACUCCGGAGCUGCCUCUGGUCUCUGCUGAGGCCCCGCCACAUCCCUCAGACCCAAGAAUCCUCCUCCAGGUCACAGCGUCCUCAGUAAACCUCAAUAAAGACCCAGCUUCCA
Molecule: messenger RNA, 952 nt
Organism: Odobenus rosmarus divergens (Pacific walrus)
Lineage: Eukaryota; Metazoa; Chordata; Mammalia; Carnivora; Odobenidae
Product: chymase 1, mast cell
Exons: 5
Coding region: 26-769 (247 amino acids)
Biological process (GO): proteolysis
Cellular component (GO): intracellular membrane-bounded organelle; cytoplasm
Molecular function (GO): serine-type endopeptidase activity
Source: RefSeq, a predicted model, not a curated record